AUGUCCGGUUAUCCCGCAGCAGCAGGAGGAGGAGGAGGAGGAGGAGGAGGAGGAGGCCACUACGAGGAGGGCUACGGCCACCAGCAAGAGCAUGGUGACUCGUACUACCAAGACGAGCAUGGCCAGGCUUAUUAUGAUCAUGAGAAUUAUGGUGAUAGUUACUAUGAUAGAGGCAAUUAUUACAAUGCCGAGGGAGGUCAAGGGUAUCAACAAGAAGGCGGUUACUAUGACGGUGGCCACCAAGACGAGUACUACGGUGACCAGUACUAUGACCAAGGAAAUAAUGGCGGCAGGGGCAGACGCCGCGGCGACUCCGAAGAGGAUUCCGAAACAUUCAGCGACUUCACCAUGAGGUCCGAGACUGCAAGAGCGGCCGACAUGGAUUACUACGGCCGCGGCGAUGAGCGUUACAACAGUUACGCCGACAGCCAGUAUGGUGGUCGUGGCGGAUACGGCGGCGGUUACCGGCCACCGUCAUCCCAAGUCUCUUAUGGUGCCAACCGAUCUUCCGGAGCCUCCACCCCCGUGUACGGCAUGGAUUACGGCGGUGCCCUACCCGCUGGCCAGCGGUCGCGGGAGCCCUUCCCCGCCUGGGCCUCGGAUGGUCAAGUCCCUGUUUCCAAGGAAGAAAUUGAGGAUAUCUUCAUCGACCUGGUCAACAAGUUCGGUUUCCAGCGGGACAGCAUGCGUAACAUGUACGACCACUUGAUGACACAGCUGGAUUCCAGAGCUUCUCGCAUGACUCCUAAUCAAGCUCUCUUGUCGCUCCACGCCGAUUACAUCGGUGGUGACAACGCCAACUACCGCCGGUGGUACUUUGCUGCCCAUUUGGACCUGGAUGACGCCGUUGGUUUCGCGAAUAUGAAGCUUGGAAAGGCCGAUCGUAAGACGAGAAAAGCUCGCGCCGCGGCCAAGAAGGCUGCCCAGCAGAACCCCGAGAAUGUUGAAGAGAACCUCGAGGCCUUGGAGGGAGACAACAGCCUGGAAGCUGCCGAAUAUCGGUGGAAGACCCGGAUGAACCGUAUGUCCCAGCAUGACAGAGUGCGCCAGAUCGCCCUUUACCUGCUGUGCUGGGGUGAGGCCAACCAGGUCCGUUAUUUGCCGGAAUGUCUCUGCUUCAUCUUCAAGUGUGCAGAUGACUACUACAGCUCUCCCGAGUGUCAGAACCGGGUAGAGCCUGUGGAAGAGCUCACUUACUUGAACGAGAUCAUCACGCCUUUGUACCAGUUCUGCCGUGAUCAGGGUUACGAGAUCUCCGACGGCAAGUAUGUCCGUCGGGAGCGUGAUCACGACAAGAUCAUCGGUUAUGAUGAUAUGAACCAGCUUUUCUGGUACCCUGAGGGUAUUGAGCGCAUCUCGUUCGAGGAUAAGACCCGGCUGGUGGAUGUCCCGCCCGCAGAGAGAUGGACGAAGCUGAAGGAUGUGAACUGGAAGAAGGCCUUCUUCAAGACUUACCGCGAGACACGUUCCUGGUUCCAUCUGAUUACCAACUUCAACCGUAUCUGGGUUAUCCAUCUUGGUGCUUUCUGGUUUUUCACUGCUUACAACGCCCCGACGCUUUACACCACCGACUACCAGCAACAGCUGAACAACAAACCGCCAGGCUCUUAUUACUGGUCUGCUGUUGGUUUCGGAGGUGCUCUGGUUUCUUUCAUUCAGAUCAUGGCAACUAUUUGUGAAUGGAUGUAUGUCCCUCGCCGAUGGGCUGGCGCGCAGCAUCUCACUAAGCGGUUGUUUUUCCUGUUGGCUGUUUUCAUCGUCAACCUGGCUCCUGGUGUCGUUGUCUUCGGAUUCAAGAAGACCAUUGGCGAGACUAUUGCUCUCGUCAUUGGUAUUGUCCACUUCUUCAUCGCCUUGGCUACGUUCUUCUUCUUCUCUAUCAUGCCGCUUGGUGGUCUCUUUGGCAGUUACCUGAAGAAGCAUGGACGUCAAUAUGUUGCCAGUCAGACGUUCACGGCCAGUUUCCCUCGCCUCAGCGGUAAUGACAUGUGGAUGUCUUACGGUCUCUGGAUCUGUGUUUUUGGUGCCAAGCUGGUUGAGUCCUACUUCUUCCUGACCUUGUCCCUGAAAGAUCCUAUCCGUAUCCUGUCGCCCAUGCGCAUUCACCAGUGUGCUGGUGUCACUUACAUCCCCAACGUUCUGUGCCAUCGUCAGCCCCAAAUUCUCCUGGGUCUGAUGUUCUUCAUGGACUUGACGCUCUUCUUCCUGGACAGUUACCUGUGGUACGUUAUCUGUAACACGAUCUUCUCCGUCGCUAGAUCCUUCUAUCUCGGUGUCUCGAUCUGGUCCCCCUGGAGAAAUGUCUUCUCUCGCCUGCCCAAGCGUAUCUACUCGAAGGUGCUGGCUACGACCGACAUGGAAAUCAAGUACAAGCCCAAGGUUCUUAUCUCACAGGUGUGGAACGCUAUCAUCAUUUCCAUGUACAGAGAGCACCUCUUGGCCAUCGACCACGUCCAGAAGUUGCUCUACCACCAGGUUCCUUCCGAGGUCGAGGGCAAGCGGACUCUUCGCGCUCCUACUUUCUUCGUCUCCCAGGAAGAUCAGUCUUUCAAGACCGAGUUUUUCCCCGCUGGUAGCGAGGCCGAACGCCGUAUUUCCUUCUUCGCUCAGUCUCUGUCCACGCCUAUGCCCGAGCCUCUCCCGGUUGACAACAUGCCCACUUUCACCGUCCUCAUUCCCCACUACGGUGAAAAGAUUCUCUUGUCCCUUCGUGAGAUUAUUCGUGAAGAUGAGCCCUACUCCCGUGUCACUCUCCUGGAAUACCUCAAGCAACUUCACCCUCAUGAGUGGGAUUGCUUCGUCAAGGAUACCAAGAUCUUGGCCGACGAGACUUCUCAGUUCAACGGCGAUCAGGAGAAGAGCGAAAAGGAUGCUCAGAAGAGCAAGAUCGAUGAUUUGCCCUUCUACUGCAUUGGUUUCAAGUCCGCCGCUCCCGAAUACACUCUCCGCACCCGUAUCUGGUCUUCUCUGCGCUCCCAGACGCUGUACCGCACCAUCUCCGGCUUCAUGAACUUCAGCCGGGCUAUCAAGCUCCUGUACCGUGUUGAGAACCCCGAAGUCGUUCAGAUGUUUGGUGGCAACUCCGAGAAGCUCGAGCGUGAGCUUGAGCGGAUGGCCCGUCGCAAGUUCAAGAUCUGUGUUUCCAUGCAACGUUAUGCCAAGUUCAACAAGGAAGAGCGUGAAAACACCGAGUUCCUUCUCCGUGCCUACCCUGACCUCCAGAUCGCUUAUCUUGAUGAGGAGCCUCCGACCGAAGAGGGCGAGGAGCCCCGCCUGUACUCUGCUUUGAUUGACGGACACUGCGAACUUCUCGACAAUGGAAUGCGCAAGCCCAAGUUCAGAAUCCAACUUUCUGGUAACCCCAUUCUUGGUGACGGAAAGUCUGACAACCAGAACCACUCUAUCAUCUUCUACCGCGGUGAAUACAUUCAGGUCAUUGACGCUAACCAGGACAACUACCUGGAGGAGUGCUUGAAGAUCCGCAGUGUCCUGGCUGAGUUCGAGGAGCUGACCACCGACAACGUUUCUCCUUAUACUCCUGGUGUGCCCUCUGCUAAUACGACCCCCGUUGCCAUUCUCGGUGCCCGUGAAUACAUUUUCUCUGAGAGCGUCGGUGUGCUUGGUGACGUUGCUGCCAGUAAGGAACAGACGUUCGGCACUUUGUUCGCGCGUACUCUUGCCCAGAUCGGCGGAAAGCUGCACUAUGGUCACCCUGAUUUCCUGAACGGUAUUUUCAUGACGACCCGUGGCGGUAUCUCCAAGGCUCAAAAGGGUCUGCACCUGAACGAGGAUAUCUAUGCUGGUAUGACGGUUCUUCUCCGUGGUGGACGCAUUAAGCACUGCGAGUACUUUCAGUGUGGUAAGGGUCGUGAUCUUGGUUUUGGUUCCAUUCUGAACUUCACCACCAAGAUUGGUACUGGUAUGGGUGAGCAGAUGCUGUCCAGAGAAUACUAUUAUCUCGGAACUCAGCUGCCUCUCGACCGUUUCUUGUCUUUCUACUAUGCCCACCCUGGUUUCCACAUUAACAACAUGUUCAUCAUGCUGUCUGUGCAAAUGUUCAUGAUCGUUCUUGUCAACCUCGGUGCCUUGAGACAUGAGACCAUCACCUGCAAGUACAACUCCGACCUGCCGAUCACCGACCCUCUCCGUCCCACGUACUGCGCUGACCUGACGCCUAUCACCAACUGGGUCAACCGCUGUGUUAUCUCCAUCUUCAUUGUCUUCUUCAUCUCCUUCGUUCCCCUGGCUGUCCAAGAAUUGACUGAGAGAGGUGUGUGGCGCAUGGCGACACGUCUUGCGAAGCACUUUGGAUCCUUCUCUUUCAUGUUCGAGGUGUUCGUCUGUCAGAUCUAUGCCAAUGCUGUCCACCAGAACUUGUCUUUCGGUGGUGCACGUUAUAUCGGUACUGGCCGUGGUUUCGCAACGGCUCGUAUUCCUUUCGGUGUCCUCUACUCGCGUUUCGCUGGUCCCUCCAUCUACGCUGGUUCUCGUCAGCUUCUGAUGCUGCUGUUCGCGACCUCCACCGUCUGGACUGCCGCUCUGAUUUGGUUCUGGGUUUCACUGUUGGCUCUGGUCAUCGCUCCCUUCUUGUUCAACCCUCACCAGUUCGCUUGGCACGAUUUCUUCAUCGACUACCGCGAUUACAUCCGCUGGCUGUCUCGUGGUAACUCUCGCUCACAUGCUUCUUCCUGGAUUGCCUUCUGUCGCUUGUCUCGUACCCGCAUUACUGGUUACAAGCGCAAGCUUCUGGGUGUUCCUUCGGAGAAGGGAUCUGGUGAUGUCCCUAGAGCUCGUAUCUCGAACAUUUUCUUCAGUGAAAUUAUCGCCCCUCUGGUGGUCGUUGGUGUUACCCUUGUGCCAUACCUGUACAUCAACUCGAGAACUGGUAUCUCGAACGACAACAACCAUGCUUCCAACGCGAUCGUCCGUAUCGCCAUCGUUGCCUUCGGUCCGAUUGCCAUCAACGCCGGUGUUGCGGGUAUGUUCUUCGGUAUGGCUUGUUGUAUGGGUCCCAUCUUCAGCAUGUGCUGCAAGAAGUUCGGUGCUGUCUUGGCUGCCAUUGCUCACGCCAUUGCCGUGAUUGUCCUCCUGGCUAUCUUUGAGGUCAUGUUCUUCCUCGAGUCUUGGUCUUGGCCUAGAUGUGUGAUGGGCAUGAUUGCCAUGGCUGCCAUCCAACGGUUUAUCUACAAGCUCAUUAUCUCGCUUGCUCUUACUAGAGAAUUCAAGAAUGACCAGUCCAACAUCGCCUGGUGGACGGGUAAGUGGUACAGCAUGGGCUGGCACACUCUUUCCCAGCCUGGUCGCGAGUUCCUGUGUAAGAUCACGGAAUUGGGCUACUUCUCCGCCGACUUCGUCCUGGGUCACAUUCUCCUGUUUGUCAUGUUGCCUGCUCUUUGCAUGCCUUACGUUGACAAGUUCCACUCGGUCAUUCUCUUCUGGCUGCGCCCGAGUCGGCAGAUUCGUCCUCCCAUCUAUUCCCUGAAGCAGUCCAAGCUUCGCAAGCGGAGAGUCGUUCGUUUCGCUAUCCUGUAUUUCACGAUGCUGGUUAUCUUCCUUAUCCUUAUCAUCGCCCCUCUCGUGGCUCGCAACCAGAACAUCAGCCUGGGUUCGAGUCUCCCCAUGAACAUCAUGCAGCCCCUCGACAAGGACAACAAUGACACGAUUGCCAGUUACACUGGAAGAGGUCUCCCCGUCGGCUACUCCGGCUGGACUCCUACCAACCCGGCUGCCACCGCCACGUCGAGCUAG
Molecule: messenger RNA, 5748 nt
Organism: Aspergillus aculeatus ATCC 16872
Lineage: Eukaryota; Fungi; Ascomycota; Eurotiomycetes; Eurotiales; Aspergillaceae
Product: 1,3-beta-glucan synthase
Exons: 2
Coding region: 1-5748 (1915 amino acids)
Biological process (GO): fungal-type cell wall polysaccharide biosynthetic process; (1->3)-beta-D-glucan biosynthetic process
Cellular component (GO): plasma membrane; 1,3-beta-D-glucan synthase complex
Molecular function (GO): 1,3-beta-D-glucan synthase activity
Source: RefSeq, a predicted model, not a curated record